This is a messenger RNA of Dendrobium catenatum, 1279 nucleotides long. RefSeq names its product protein HGH1 homolog. The transcript is spliced from 8 exons. The coding region runs from base 98 to 1120 and encodes 340 amino acids. The record is from RefSeq and is a predicted model, not a curated record. Lineage: Eukaryota; Viridiplantae; Streptophyta; Magnoliopsida; Asparagales; Orchidaceae.
UGUAAUAAUUGUUCAAUAAUUUGCACCAUAAUCUAGGCUAUCGGAAGAAACCGAAGGUCUCCCAACUUUCCUCUCUUACUUUUCUCGUCUUUCUCAGAUGGCGGACGAACUCGAAGAGCUCCUUGGUUUUCUCUCCUCGCCUUCUACACAAGUGAAGAAGGCCGCGUUGGACAUCGUCCGUGGCCUAACGGGCUCCGAUGGCGGCAUCGAGACCCUGGCCUCGUGUUCGGACUUCGUUCUCCCACCGCUUUGCCGCCUUCUUCGCGAUGUCUCAGAGCUUGCUGUUCCCGCCGCUGAGGCGCUCAUCAACCUCUCCCAAAACCCGACCCUAGCUGAGAAGCUUGUCUCGCUCCGAGCCGUUGAUACGGCAGUGGAGGUGAUUUACAAGCAGGGGGGUAGCGAUGGUAGGCUUUCGAAGCUUCUUGUUAUGCUGUUAGUCAAUCUCACCCAAUUGGACUCUGGCAUCUCUUCCCUACUGCAGGUUGGUGAUGAUAAAUUUGAAGGCUUGUUUCUCUCCAAGCUUGUUAGGUCGUUUUGCAGAUCUUCUUCCAGUGACUCAACUGAGAGUACCUAUGAACAUGUCGCUUCAAUUAUUGUGAAUGUUUCAAAAAUGGAAGCUGGAAGAAGAAUUUUGUUGCAGCCAAAGGGAAGCCUACUUAAGCAAAUCAUAAGGCAAUCAGACUCGGCAAAUCCACUGAGGAAGAAAGGAGUGUUGGGAACUAUCCGCAAUUGUUGUUUUGAUGCAGAUAGGCAACUGCAGAAUUUGUUAAUGUUAUCAGAGUUUCUUUGGCCAGCUCUACUUCUACCUGUUGCAGGAAAGAAGUCUUACAGUGAACAAGAUACGGCAAAGAUGCCUCUUGAGCUGGCUAAUGCACUUUCUCAUGAACGAGAGCCAGUUGAUGAUCCAGAAAUUCGCAAGCAGGCAUUGGAAGCUCUCUACUUAAUUGCGUUGCAGGACGCUGGGAGAAGUGCUUUGUGGUCUGUCAACGGCCCACGAAUACUGCAACUUGGCUACGAAGAUGAGGAAGAUCCCAAAGUAAUGGAAGCUUAUGAGUUGAUCGGCUCUUUGGUUGUAAGUAAUGCUGGCUUCCAGGAGCAGUCGGACAGUAUGAAAGAGUAAAGCUGCUGGGUUGGCUGAACUGGCUAUAAUGAUCUAUUAAUUUCUUUUCUCAAAGAAGUAGGCCCUGUGCUUUUUAAAUCUCUUUCUUGUAAUAUGACGAUAUGAUAUUUAUUUAUCUUCUUUGUUGAAAUAUAAACAACAAAAAGUUUUUUUCGCUAA